Biomphalaria glabrata is the source of this 2955-nucleotide messenger RNA. Its product is annotated as endothelin-converting enzyme 2-like. Gene Ontology annotation, molecular function: metalloendopeptidase activity. Gene Ontology annotation, cellular component: plasma membrane. Lineage: Eukaryota; Metazoa; Mollusca; Gastropoda; Planorbidae. The transcript is spliced from 22 exons. Gene Ontology annotation, biological process: protein processing. The coding region runs from base 3 to 2048 and encodes 681 amino acids. The record is from RefSeq and is a predicted model, not a curated record.
UAAUGACUUGUGGAACUGCAGGAUCUUUGACGUAUUUUUAUCUUGUAGAUUAUUUUAGGGAGGAUCUGUGUUUAACAGAAAGAUGCAUUUUAGCAGCCUCUCAACUGCUGAGCCCAAUGGACCAGAGUGUGGACCCUUGCAUUAACUUCUAUGACUACGCGUGCGGUGGACAAAUCAAAGAGUUAUCCAAAUACAGCAAGAGGACAGUAAACCUAGCCACUGCCAUCGAAGAUAAUAUGAAUAAUAAGAUAAGAGUUUUGCUUGAAGGUGCAGACGACAGCACUGCCCUGUAUAAAAUAAAACCCAGGGCUGUGUAUAAGUUAUGCAUGGAUACAGAAAAUCUGAACUUCCAAAGCAUCCAAUCAUUUAGACAGCUGGUCCGUGAGGUUGGAGAUUGUUCAUUGUUUAAUCCUAAUUGGACACAAAAAGAUUUUCGAUUCGAGUCAGUGUUGAGCCACUUGUCAAGUUUAGGAAUCUCCCCAAUCAUCCAAAUCGGCUUCCUCCAUCCAACUGCUCUGUCGAUCUUCACGGUUUCAGCAGGUCAGGCAUUGUUACCUGGAAUUAGGCUUGAUAACAGAUUUGGUAGUUAUUAUGCAUUCAAAUCAGUGAAAAGUUAUUUAGUGAACUCCUUGGUGUUAAUGAAUGUCAGUCAACAAGAAGCAACGAAGGCCGCUGAUGACGUACUUGAUCUGAAGAUAGAGUUAGGACUGAUUGAGGAUCAGGUCCAAGACAGUACAACCUCUAAACUUCUGGCAACAAAUAUAGCGACAUUGAACAACAACUUUACUUUUGUCAAUUGGACGGAAUUAUUUGAAAGUCUGAAAUCUGGGAUAGAUGUAUCAAAUGACAGUACCGUCUUGGUUUCAUCAGACCACUUGAUGUAUUUAGAAAAAGUCAAUGCAAUAAUGCCUCGAACUAGAAAAAGCAUCCUGUCCAAUUAUUUAAUGUCGUUUUUGGUGGCCAAGUUCGCAUUUGCACUAGGACCAAUGUUUAUCAAGUUCUUAGAUGAAAUGUAUUUGGAUUUGAAGUACACUCAGCCACGAGAAUGGUGGGAGAAUUGUGUCAAACAAACUAUGAUGAUAUAUCCAGCUCUUGUAGACAGAAUGUAUGUAGAAGCGUAUGCCAACCAACGAGACCUGAACCAAAUAAGAACAGUCGCAACUGAGAUAGUGCAGGCUGUACAGUCCACUGUUGAUGAAAAUGAUUGGUUGUCAAGAGAAACAAAAACAUCUUUACGAGCUAAGAUAGAACGCAUACAGAUUCAAGUUGGUUACCCAGAGUACAUCCUGAAUGACUCAUACAUCAAUAACUUGAGUGAAACUAGUUUCACCAGUGAAGGACAGUUUCUGGACAUUGUUAUAGACUUCCAUCGAUAUAAGUCCAAACAGACAGUCAAGAAAUCAAAUCUUCCAUUCGCAACAAGGUCAUGGAUCGUGCCUGUAACAAAAGCUGGAGCUUAUUGGAAUUUAUUCUCGAAUUCGAUUGAAAUACCUUUAGGAUUUCUACAGACUCCAACUUAUUCCCCAAAGUAUUUAAGGUCCAUGGUGUUUGGUGCUAUCGGAUCUAUCAUCGGGCACGAGCUAGUUCACGGUCUUGAUGCGGAUCCUAUGUUCAACGUUACGUGGAAAGAAGAGGAACUCAGAAAACUGACACAUUUGUCCGAGUGCUUUAAAGACCAGUACAGAAAGUUUUCAUAUAAGGGAGAGAAACUUGAUGGGGCAUCAUCGUUAGCAGAAAAUAUGUGUGAUCUGGAUGGUCUGAAGCUCAGCUACAAGGCUUUUCAAAGUUCUGCUCAAAGUCAAAGAAGUGAUGAAAAGAAAUUACCUGGCAUUAACAUGAAUCAUAAUCAAAUAUUUUUCUUAAGUUUUGCACAGACCUGGUGCUCUCAUAUGUCUGACGUAGAUAGAAUUUAUACUUUGAAUGGAGUUCACGCCCCUGACAGAUUCAGAGUGUUGGGUACUUUGCAGAAUUCCCAAGACUUCGCAGACACAUUUCAAUGUAUUCCAGGGAGUCCCAUGAAUCCUCUCAAGAAAUGUGCUGUAUACUGAGUCUCCUUGUCUUAUUAGCCAUAACAUAAUAUACCUAUGACAAGUAGACUAUCUGUUGUAAUCUUACUAUAACUAUUUUACUUCAAUUGUCACUGCUAGCAUAGAAUUUAUAUUAGUUUGCCUUUGUAUCCGUAAUGUUUAAGGUUUUUUUUAUAUGAUGUGAGUGUUGAGAUUUGAGAUGUAUAAAUAUGUAGACUUUUCGUCAUUAGGUUAUAAGUUAAACUUCAUAGUGAAACAAAAUAGUGUGUAUAUUAUAGAAUUUUACCGUUUGUUAAGAUGCAUAGCUAGUAGCAAUAUGAUAUAGAUAUAUGGUUGGGUAUUUUAUAACCUAGAACCAAAAUGUUAUGUAGUAACAGAAACUGAUGAGGACAGUUUUGGGUUAGAGAUUAGACAGAAGUUCGAUAUCAAACAGAGUAUGUCUUUGUGAGAAAGUCUUUAUUACAAAGUUUAUAUCUCCUCACCCUGUCUAUCUGGUAAAAAUUGUGUACACGUUAUUUCUCCCACUUCCCAUUCUCAGAUCAAGCUGAAACUUUGCACAAUUAGUCAUUGUCGAAAUCAAUACACGAAUCAAUAAAAAAAAAACAGCAAACAUUUCAUUUUAUUUCAUUAGUGGUAAUUAAUUAAUUUUGGUUUACAUAAAAAAAAGACUCAAAAUCUUGCAAAAUUGAGAGAUAUGGCAAUAAUAAUGCGGCUCUUUCACUCAUAUAAGCUUUGUUUCCAGAAAAGGUCAUACGUUUUAAAACGUGAUCAGGUUUAUGUGUUAGUAGCUCACUUUCUCAACAAGUUUGUCUAUAAGCAAGGCAAAAAAACACACACAGGGCCGGAUUUAAGUAUGUGAAGGCCCGAAUGCAGGAUUUAUGUGGAAGCCUCUAUAAUUUUCGAAAAGUUUAAUAAAGAUCAAGUUAUG